Molecule: messenger RNA, 1146 nt
Organism: Saxophila tyrrhenica
Lineage: Eukaryota; Fungi; Ascomycota; Dothideomycetes; Mycosphaerellales; Extremaceae
Exons: 2
Coding region: 1-1146 (381 amino acids)
Molecular function (GO): FMN binding; oxidoreductase activity
Source: RefSeq, a predicted model, not a curated record
AUGGGCGGCGUGCCGGCGCCUAUUCCGACCCGGAAUCCAGAGGAUGCAAUACUGUGUGUUGAGGACUUGAGAAGGGCUGCGUUGAAGAAGAUGCCGAGAGGAGUCGCAGACUUCAUCAACUCUGGUUCCACCGACCAGCUUACUAUCCACGAGAACACAACAGCCUACAACAAAUACCGCGUCCGAAGUCGCGUUCUUAUAGAUGUCUGCAAGGCCGAUACAUCGACAACUUGCUUCGGCCAACGCAUGUCCUUCCCUCUCGGCUGCUCACCAGCUGGCAUCCAAGGCCUCGCCCACCCGGACGGCGAGCUAGCAACGUCUCGGGCCUGCUCCAGCAAAGGCGUUCCUAUGGCCAUCUCUAGCUUCGCCAACUACCCUAUCAACGAGGUCCGCUCUGCCGGCCUCAGCGCUGGUCCCAUCAAGCACGCAAUGCAGAUGUACACGCUGAAGAACCGCGACCUCGAAGCGAGCAUAAUCCGCGAAGCAGAAGCCCAAGGCUGCACUGCCAUCUUCCUCACUGCGGACUCGCCCGUUCUUGGCGUCCGCUACAACGAAUGGCGCAACGAUUUCCGCACUCCGGAUGGACUGGGCUUCCCGAUCUACGGCUGGGAUACCGAGAAGAUCCGUAAGCAGACGCAUGACGAUAGCUUUGCCAAUCUCACGGAUGAUGCGCACAGCUGGGCUCGCGAGGUGCCUUGGUUACGGAGUAUUACCAAGAUGGAGAUCUGGAUAAAGGGUGUCGUCACCGCAGAAGACACGCUGAUGGCGGUAGGGAUGGGCUGUGAUGGGAUCGUGGUGAGCAAUCAUGGUGGACGGCAGCUAGAUGGAGUUCCAGCAACAAUCGAUGCACUACCAGAGUGUGUGGCAGCCGCAGCAGGGCGGAUACGAGUGCACGUUGACGGCGGCAUUCGGUCAGGAACAGACAUGUUCAAGGCGGUUGCACUUGGGGCAGAGUUCUGCUGGGUAGGGAGACCCAUCUUCUGGGGGCUGUCUCAUUCUGGACGAGAAGGGGUGGAGUUGAUGCUCGAAACGUUCCACCAGGAGUUCAAGAGGUGCAUGCAGUUAUGUGGCUGCAACAGCAUCAAGGACAUUACUCCAGCAUGUUUGGGAGUCGUGAGGAGCGAUGGGCCGUUGGCGAGGCUUUGA